Symbiodinium sp. CCMP2592 is the source of this 3603-nucleotide messenger RNA. NCBI's taxonomy places the organism in Eukaryota, Dinophyceae, Suessiales, Symbiodiniaceae. The record is from the annotation of a GenBank genome assembly.
AUGGCCUUUCGAGGGUGCUGGCAUGGUCGUGCGAGGGCUGAGGAAGCUGCUAGCAUGCCCGCCCUUCGAGAGAUCCAAGGAUUGAGAAGUGCUGAUGGCUGUCAGUGCGGGGGCGGCCAAUUUUUGCGGGCUUUCCCAGAGGCCAACAGCUGCAAUGUGCUCAUACUAGACCCUGCUCGUAAGCAGGCCCUGCUUUCCAAACCGCAGGCCUCAAAAGAGCUCAUUUUCUGUGAGUUGGAGCGGUGGCUCGCAAUAGGUGGCCAUUUCUUCAUCCGACCGAACAUAUCCGGCCUGGUCAUGGUCGACCUAGACAACUACAAGGGCCAGCUGCAGACACUGCUGGCACUGAGACCGCGUGUGCUGGUUGAGACGUCCCCAGGAUGCUAUCAGCUGUGGUUGGUUCUGCCACAACACCUCCCAAGCAAGUCGGCCUUAGACGUUACACGAGAGCUUACCUCAGCACUGGGAGGGGACAUGGCAUCCGCCAAGGUCACUCAGGUAGGCCGGCUUCCCGGCAGUAUCAAUUGCAAACCUGCCAAGGGUUGCAGUGUCAGUAUCUUGCACAGUGCAGUACAAGACAUGGACGAGCAGUGCUACCUCGAUUUAACUGCCAACCCGGUGCUUUCCGUGACACCGCAUGGUAUUCAAGUUGGGUCUGCAGCUCCUAAGAAGGCUGUCAAGCACCAACCCGGGCAAGCUGUCCAGCCGAAAGAGUCCCAUGCGGAUCGGAGCGCUGAGGACUGGAAGCUGGCAUGUCAGUAUUUCGAGCAGCAUCCAGGCGCGACAAUCCAGGAAGCAGCAGAGGCUUGUCACUUCCAAGCCCAGCGGCCUAAUCCGAAGUACUAUGCUGAUUUGACACUGCGCAAAGCACGGGAGCAUGUCCGCGGCAAAUGUGCUCUACCUGGCAAGCCUGCUUCGGCCGCUGUUGUGGAUUCGUCGCACCAGGAGGCAUUUCAGCUUAGGCUGCUUUUUCUUGCCCCAGCAAACGUUGGACAAGAUAUCCAAGCCAUUCUGGAAGAGUACGUUCCUCGCCUGGUGCAGCAGGAGAUUGGCCGUCGCUUGCCUCAGCUGGCAGAGCGGGUAUCUAGCAGGAUCUGCUCGGAGUGCAAGCAGCGGAAGGAUCAGGCCUUGUUUUCCCGGACGGAAUGGGCCAAGAAAGACUCCGUCUCCCGUUGCCUCGAGUGCAAGCCAGUGGAUGCCAAUCUGCAGAAGCGUGCCAAGAACAGUAAAGUCUGCGCUGGCUGCAAUGUGGACACUCCUCGGGCUGGCUUUACCAAAACGCAGUGGGCCGCAGGCGUGAAGUCCAAGUGCCAAAAAUGCGUUGAGACAGCUGCCCUGGAGCAGUGCAAGCUGACCAAGACUUGUGCUACUUGUGGCGUGGUGAAACCCAAGGCUGAUUUCAAUACUUCCCAAUGGCAGCGAAGUAAAGCCAAUGGGAGUCAGUGCUCAGCCUGCUCACAGAAACGCCUCAAGGAGACCCACGAUCAGCUGGUGCAAAGAUCGGUGCAAAGCUUAGCCGCUGCGAAUCCGGACGAAGGCGAUGUGCCUGACCAAGGCGAGGCUGCGCCUGAUAGAGGCGAGGUUGCCAAGUGGAUCUUGCAGGGGCCGCUCGAGGCCCUGCCCAGUGAGAACCUGCAAUCUUACAGAGCUGUCCUUGCUCAGCAGGGGCGCAAGAACUUCCACCUUCGUAUGCUUGGCCCUGAUCAUGGGGGCAUACCCGCCAAGGAAAAAGUUGCGUUGCUGCAGGCUGCACAUGAAGAUUGUAGCCACACCGGCGGACGUCACGCGGUCAUCCGGGCCAUGAAAGAAGUGGGAAAAACUUGGAACAACAUUGCCCUCGAUGCAGAUUGGAUAGUUCGACGCUGUGAGCUCUGCCGCUCCAACAGCACGCGUGAGAUGGGAAAGGCAGACGUCCGACACUUGCCGACGCCCUUACACGCAGGUGAUGUCAUCGGCUGGGACCUAAAAACAGUGACCCCGCAUGAUGAGCCGAAGUGGUCUAUGCUUCUCGCGCUCGAUUUCACCAGCGGGAAGACUUGGACGUGGGCUCUGGAUUUCGGUGAAGCCACGGCCGUCAAGGUCCAGGAGCUGAUGCUCAAGUUGUAUGCGGACAACGAACUCCCAGCUAUAUGCUGGACUGACAAUGGUGGCCAGUUCCGCAACCUGCUCACGACUGCCAUCGAGGCCACACUGGGAGUCCGUCCCCGAACGAUCCCGCCAGGACGCCCCCAGGCAAACGGGCUGGUGGAAUGCCACAACCGGUUGCUAGACCUGGCGCACGCCGGACAGAGGAGCCGCCUCCUCGCGGCGACGGUGGCUGUAAACUCCCGCAUCCAUCAGCGGUAUGGCGUCAGCCCAGAAAGCUUGUGGCGCUCACUGCGACCCACCGAAAGUCGUUGGAAGAAUCUACAGCUUCGCGGCAUCAUCCAUGGGGAGGCCAAACCCAUUUCCGAGGCCGACUGGCUACGUUUCCUCGAUGAGAGCCAGGCUGGUCUCACGCCAGAGUACGUGCAGCAGGCAGCUGAGGCGCUUCACAAGGCCGUGGCCCCAAUUGCUGGCGCCCUCAACAACAAGAAGAUGCGUGAGGCCAUGAAGCGGCACCUGCGCUAUGCCAGGAAAAGGACGCAUCGCAGCACUAUGCCGCUGGUGUCGGGCGACCGUGUCAUCGCACGCAACAGCCAAUACACGACGAAGACCGGGCGUGGCAAGUUCGAGACCCUGGGCGGUGAAGUGCGAGAGUUCACAGUCCUCUCAGUCUCGCAGGGUUUCGUGAGCCUCAAAGACAACAAGACCGGUCACGAGUGUGUCAGACACGAAGCCAGUCUCAAGCUCAUGCCAAUCCAGCUGGAGGCGGAUGACACAGUGCCUACACCACCUCGUCUGCGCACGCCUGAUUCCGCAAAGCGUCGACGGGCACCCGACUUCGACCCUUGGAUUCGCAUCAAGGUCAUGGCGGAUGGCGCCUGCCUUUACAGGGCCUUGCACAUGGGCAUGCAGCUGCGUGGUGGCAUCGCAGCCGAGGCUUUGCAGGACAGACACCGUGUCUCAGAGAGCGAAGUUAACUAUAAGGCACCUAAAAUGGCCUUUGGACAGGACGACGACGCUGGCGCGCAGAGCCUGCGUAGCCAGGUCUGCUGCUGCAUGCAGAAGUACCUGGACUCCCUGACGCCCGGACGCCUGCGCCAGGUGACAGAGGCCGAGAUGAUGGACGAUCCACUGUGGACCCAAGAACACCAAGGAGGGUUCAACUGGGGCACAUACUUUGCGUACGCCAUGAAGCCGCGCACGUACGGCACCUUCUGCAAUCUGGCGGCGUUUGUGCGGAUGUCUGGCAUCCCUGUCGAAGUCUACUCUUGGCGCGACGGCUUGGAGCUUGUGUGGACUGAGAACAACGACGGGGUUGCUGGAGGCCGUCCAAUUGCACUGCUGCGUGGGAAUGUGCACUUUGAUCUACUCGCUCUGAAAGAGCCGGGAACCUCGCUUCCCAUCAAGCCUGGUCCAAAAGCCAAGGCCAAAGCAAAGGCAAAAGCCAAGGCAAAGGCCAAAACAAAGGCCAAAGCCAAGGCUGCAGGCAUCCGUAAGGCGAGCUUGAAGCGAUCCUAG